AUGAACGCAUCCAAGACCCGGAGCUUGAAGAUGAUACAAUCUCCCUCGCCUGUGAGAGAUAUCACGGCCUUCAUCUUCAUACUUUUGGCUCUUCCAUCCGCGGUGUCAUGUGUUGCUCUUUUGAUGUUCAUUUUAUCCGGAUCAUCCAUUUCCUUAGGAGGUCGGUUUAUUAUUCGUCGAUUGCUUACAAGUCCAGAAAAUGGGUUCUCUUUUGAGUUCCCGGGCUCCAAUAGUCGUUCCGUAAACGUAUCGGUUAAAAGAUGGAGCACUUCAGCCAAGGCCGUUGCCAUCAAUGUAGCCGUGUCGGUACUCUCGUGCUUCUUACUUCCAGAGAAUUUCACUCAAUAUCUUGUAUUGUUUGCCAAAGCAAUUGUUGCUUCGGAAUUGGUAGGUUCGACGUCGGUGGCGUCCACCACUGUGACUUCUAUCACCUCGGUUACUUCGAAUGGUGGCACCAGUACACAAACCACCACAACGACUACAACCACCACCAACAAUAGCAACCAUUCCAAUGGCAACAAUACUUCCACCGCAUUGACUCCACACUCUACAUCCACAUCUGCAUCAACCGCCCCGGCCCCUAAAAGAGUACUGUCACAUGAAGGUACCUUGAGAAAUAAUAGAUUUGUCAAUGCCGUCCUUUGUUUCUUGGCAGUUAUCAAUAUCAAUUAUUUUAUUAAAGAAUGGUUCCUUUCCUCUGAAUUGUGCCUCAUUUUAUCUAGUUUAGCAUCCCGAGUAUAUUUUAGUACUUCUAUUCCUUCAGAUUCCCAUUUAGAGGAUUCUUAUUUGACAUCAGUCUUCGGACCAUCUAAAAUAUCUCAGAGAUCAUUUUUUGAAGGCUUAACCCUUCGGGUUAUUUCAAAUACAUUUGGAAUAACAAACUUAUACUUUGUGUCCAAAAUUUUACGAAUGUUAUCCAUUAGUAUAAAUUUCGUUUAUUUGCUUUUAUGUGUCCACGUUAUUGUGAUCAAUAUAUCACCUACAUUAAGAAGAUUCAUUUUAUUGGAAGACACUUCUCGUUCAUUAGAUAAUCUUUCAAAUAUCAGUGGGAAUGUCCCAUCGAUCGAUUUCAAGAGAAAUCAUAAUUAUCAUCAAUCAAAUGAAGGUUCUUUAACCCCACUCAAUGAUGAUUCAACUGCUAUUAUCAAUGUUGAACAACAAGAAAAUCAAAAUUUACCACGUCAACUUCGAGAAAUUAAUUUACUGAAGGAAAUUUCUGAAAGUAAUGCCAAAUUUGAUUCAUUUUCAAACCAAUCUGUUGUUGCAGGGAACUUUGACACAUAUUGUACCACGCCAUUCACCACUAAAAAUCCCAAUGUAUCAUCAAUUUUUGAGACAUUUAAGCCUCAAAAAGUGAUUGCUUCUGAUGGUGUGACUAAUUCACAUCACAACUUAAAUCGAGGACAAAGACAAAGACUGGGUACUGCCAACAAUUCUAUCAACACUACUCAAAUGCAUAACACAUCGUCAUCAUUGCAUACUACUUCCCCAUCGUCACCAACUUCAUCUACAAACUCAACUACCAUUGUAAAUAAAGUACUUACUAGUGAAGUGACUGUGCAACCAUUUUGGUCACUUUUAGCAGCCAUUAAAACGUUGAUAUUCAGACCAGAAUUUUUCGCUGGGAAAUUAACUGAAUGUAAAAACAAUGGAGGCAAAUUUAUCAGUCCAUUGCCAGAUUCUUCGUUUAUGUCUUUAUCGACAGUGUUCAUUGAUGAUACAAAGGCUGUCUUCAAAGUAUUGGAUCAAGGACGGAUUAAUAAAUUGAUUUCUCAAUCAAAGGGGUUAAAAAUUAAAUUAAAUGAUGUUGAUUGGAUUCAUAUGAAUUUUUUUCAAGGGCAAAAUGAUCAAUACUUCAUUUGUAUUUAUGGAUUAACUCCAUUGUUUCAAUAUGAACUUGAUAUUUUUGAAAAUGAUAAGGAUGAAUCAAAUAUUAAAGAAGAUCAUUUGGUUGCACGUUAUAUUUUCAAUACUAUUUCAAGUACAUCACGUACAGUUUUAAACCAAUCUCCUGAAACAACUUCUUUGAUGACAUUACAAUUAAGUUUGACUUCAACAAUUGAAAGAUUACAUCAAUCAAGAAGUAAAUUAAAGAAAUAUAAACGUGAUGAAAAUAGGAAGAUUGCAGAUAUGAAAAGAGAUAUUGAGAAUCUCAAGGGCAAAAUUCCCAAGUAUAAUACGAAACAUUCUACCAGUGAUAUUCGAGUUUCUGGGAAACUCAAAGGGUUACAACAUUCUGUUAUGCAAUUGGAACAUGAAAUUGAUGAUUUAAAAACUGAAAUAUCUAACAUUGAAUCUGAACUGCAAAAGGAAGAAAAUGCUUAUGAAGCUCAAGAAAGACAAUUAAGAAAUAAGAUCAAGGAUUUAGAUUCAGCUAACCAUGGAUUUGAAUCAUCAAUUUCUAAGUAUAAAACGAAGUUGAAACAACUUGACAUUGAGUAUGUACAACAAGUGAGUAAACACGAUCGUUUAGUUUCUAAAAAGCAACAUAAGUGUGAAGAAUUGAAUAAGGUAUUGAACGAGAUCAAGAAUACCAAGAAGAAUGAAUUAAUUCAAAAGAGUCAAAAACGAAAUAAAAGAUUUCAAGAGCGUUAUGAAGUUGUUUUACCAAAUUUAUCAAAUGCUAUAUCAGAAAUGCAAAUGGAAAUUGACGAAUUACUUGGAAAAGAUGAAGAUGAACGCGUAUGA
Messenger RNA from [Candida] anglica, 2688 nucleotides. Lineage: Eukaryota; Fungi; Ascomycota; Pichiomycetes; Serinales; Debaryomycetaceae. The record is from the annotation of a GenBank genome assembly.